Messenger RNA from Anopheles bellator, 1726 nucleotides. RefSeq names its product bcl-2-related ovarian killer protein-like. The coding region runs from base 419 to 1219 and encodes 266 amino acids. Gene Ontology annotation, molecular function: protein heterodimerization activity; protein homodimerization activity. Gene Ontology annotation, biological process: extrinsic apoptotic signaling pathway in absence of ligand; intrinsic apoptotic signaling pathway in response to DNA damage; regulation of apoptotic process. The record is from RefSeq and is a predicted model, not a curated record. The transcript has 2 exons. Gene Ontology annotation, cellular component: mitochondrial outer membrane. Lineage: Eukaryota; Metazoa; Arthropoda; Insecta; Diptera; Culicidae.
CACGCGCGCGCAGGUGACGAUAACGAGUCGCGCAAAGGCGCAAGGUCCGCGGUCGCGCGCUGUUUGUGUUGUGCCUCCCGCAAACCAGAUUUUAUUUACGUUUCGACGGGCGAACACUUGCUGGCUACAUUCCACUCGCGUCCAAUUGUGUGCGUGACCCGCGACGACAGCGAAGGCGAAGGGGUGAUCAUUAUUUCCUAUUGCUUCGUCGAGCUCGCCCGCAACUCCGUUCCACCGAACACCCACGAGCAGCACCCCCCGGUGGAGGCGACGGAGCUCCGUUCCGUGUUGUGAGAGUGUCCGCUGGCCGAACUGCGCGCACGAAUGCGAACGGUUCUGGCGCUCCCGUGGUCCAGGUGAUCCGGAUGGUCCAGUCGGUGUCCGGCAGCAGCCGAGCGAUCGUGUGACCACAGCGCAGAUGUCAAGCUCGUCGGGAUCAGCGUCACGGGGCGCCUCUUCGCCGAUCGUGGCCGCAGCCGUCGCUGCCGCAACCGCAGCGAUUGCCUCGUCACCUCGCAUCGGCGGCGGCGGCGGUAGCACCGGAACUACUAAGCGCACCCCAAUCCACCAUCUGACCACGAGCCAGGAUGUCAUCAAUCAGGGAAAAUGCCUGUGCGGUGAGUACAUCCGAGCGCGGCUCAAGCGUUCCGGGCUGCUGAACCGCAAGAUCCUGCAGCGGCUGCGCAGCUCGACCGAGGGGACCGGAGCGCUACCGAUCGGCGGCGGGGCCGUCGUCCGCGAAGCGUUCCCCAUACUGCACGGCAUGGGCAUCGAGCUGGAGCGGAUGCACCCGCGGCUGUACACCAACGUUAGCCGGCAGAUCUCGAACGAGCCGUGGGGCGAGCUGACGGAACCGGACACGGUCGGCUGCCUGCUGCACGUCGUCGCGAAGGACCUCUUCAAGACGGGCGUCACGUGGGGCAAGGUAAUUUCCCUGUUCGCCAUCGCCGGCGGGCUGGCGGUCGACUGCGUCCGGCAGGAUCACUGCGACUAUCUGCAGCAGCUGAUCGAGGGCACGACCGAUGUGAUCGAGGAGGAUCUCAGUGCGUGGCUGGUCGAGCGGGGCGGCUGGCUCGGGCUGCAGGACCACGUGUACCCGCAACCGUCCGAGAUUACGCUGGCCGGCUGGCUGAGCAUCACCGUGGCCACGCUGGCCCUCAUCUACCUGGUGUCGCUGUUCCUGAAGCUCCUCGGCACCAACUAUCUCACGGAAAGUUAACUGAAGCAUGCAACGAAAUCAUUCCUCCCGCUAACGCACCCCACCACACAAACUGAUGAUACUAAUGCUCACAGCAGCGCAAACGAACAGAAUAGCUACCACCCGGUGGGGGGACACGCUCCGGUAUCCGCGCGCAUGCGCCACCGGCACGCCAGGCGAUGUUUUUAGCUUACGUUUUUUUCUUUUUACUAUUGUUUCUGUUGGGCGGCGCGGACGGAGAAAAACAAGUGGGUGUGAAGCAACUAAACGGUGGCCGGACGCGCGCCGCACGCGGAAUGUUAUUUAUAAUAUGUGGUUGGCCACAAACUGAUUGGCCACUGGUUGAGUGAUGGAUGCCUGGAUACUUGGAUGUGCGAUGACAUCGUAACCGUUGUUUGUUUUAGCUCUCCCCCAUCCAAGCAGGCUCCUGCGUCGAAGGAAGCACCUAAAAACUGACGUUCGGAAAUGUGGUCGGAAAAUUCAUUUGUAAAAUCUGCUUAAAAAAUAAACACAAAAGAAAAUAAGUUA